AUGAGCAGUGCGGCGCCAAGGAAAGAGGAAGAAGAGGAGGAGGAGAUUGAAUUCAUCAAUGUCGAGUUCGACUUUACCGCGCCGAGCGAGAUUGACUACCAGGCGCUGAAGCGUCUGUUCCAGCAGCUUUUCUAUACGCAUGCCCCGACGAUGGACCUCGGCGUGGUGGCCGACUACGUCGUGAACCUCAGCCAGAACCACGGCAUCGGCACAGUGGUCAAGGUUGACGACAUGGAGCAGGUGCGCGAUCCAUACGCGGUGAUUAGUGCGCUUACGUUUGGCGAGAAGGGCGUGCCCGCCGCGGAUCUGCUGCGCACCUAUCUCACGACGCAGCUCGCACGCUCCGCCAAGGGCAAGCCGCUGCUCGACCUGAUCAAUAGUGCGUCGGGCAGCAAGCCGCUCGUUCUGCUGUUGCACGAGCGCAUGAUCAACCUGCCGGCGCAGGUUAUGCCGCCGCUCCUGCGCAUGCUCCACGAGGAGUACGAAGAAGGGCGCCAGGAGGCGACGCCGCCGGCCGCCGAGCCGACCCACCUGCUGGUCUUUUCGCGUGGAUUCUCGGCAGACGCCCUCGAAGAGGAUGCGGACCAGGAGCCGACCGGCUUGGCCGGCGCACGCAAGCGCAAGGCGGGGCUCAACCAGACGCACCCCGACGACGCGGCUGCCGCGGCGCUCGGCAAGGCUGCGAAGCGCAAAAUGAUCAAGACGCCGUCGGCCUCGUCGCGCCUCGACGACGGGCUAGGGUCGUUCCACCCGGAAGACGAGCUGCUCGCCGAGUUUGUCUCGCACCACUUCCACUUCCGUUUCCCCCCGCCGCGCGACGCAAUCGACACGUACGAGGCGCCGAUCUAUGGUCGGAUCAUGGCGAUCCCCUAUGCCAAGGUCCCUGCGGCCCUCGCGCGGAUCCAGGCCGAGUGGCCUGCACCGAUGUAG
Malassezia japonica is the source of this 930-nucleotide messenger RNA. It is a transcript of the gene BCP1, whose product is annotated as Mss4p nuclear export. Lineage: Eukaryota; Fungi; Basidiomycota; Malasseziomycetes; Malasseziales; Malasseziaceae. The transcript has 2 exons. The coding region runs from base 1 to 930 and encodes 309 amino acids. Gene Ontology annotation, cellular component: nucleus. The record is from RefSeq and is a predicted model, not a curated record.